GCACAAAGCUAUAAUCGGUCACUUAGCUUGCCAAAUACAUCAACAAAACUAUUUUGAACUCCUUCUUGCAGAGCUUCAGUGACGUUUUGCCACUGUGCAGGAAAACAGUCAAGUGUCAUAUUUCGGAAAACAUCAAUAAAGCUCUUCAGAGUCCUGAAACUCCCCAGCAACAGAUAUACAGGGGUCUGUAUGUGCGCAAGCACAAGCUGCAGGCGGGUUAUAAAUGCCACUCUGUGUCUGAUAAUAACUUGGAGAAGAUAAUUUACGACUGACCUCCUUGGACAGAUUGUCCCCUGCCUUUCUCCUUCUUUCAGCUAUUUGGCCCAAAAGAAACUGCGAUACACGUCGCUGAGUGCCUUUUUAAAACAAAUUCUGAGCCUGUUGCUUUUCAGGCUUUGGGACCAACGGAGGUUCGGAGGCGGCACGUGACGUUAACGCGCAAGAGCCGGGAGGAGAGUCCUUGAAGGAGCCCGUUGGAGGAGCGGAUGUGAGAGAGGACAACGGCGAGCCUGGGGGAAUCGGGAGAAAGCUGGAUAUAAAGGCUGACAGGGACAGGCUGAGGCUCAGACCGGUGGAGCCCAGCUCAUCUCAGAGAACACUUCCCUAAACAACUGACCAAGGCUGACAGCACGCGAGAGGAGGAUGAGCAUGCGCGGAGCGGUGGCGGGAUGCGUGGUGCUGGCGUGCCUGCUGGCUCUCGUGGCCGAGCGGACGGAGGGGCACAUCACCUUCUUCAGCCCCAAGGAGAUGCAGCAGAUGAAGCAGCAGAACGGUAAGAAAGACAUGGAGACUCGAUCAGAAGACGGUCAGUUCGAAGAGGUCACCGUCCAGCAGGCUCCUCUGAUGGAACAUAAUAGAAACUCUGACAACACGUUGGAGGUAGCUGUCCGCCUUUUACCCAGACAGGUGGAUCACGUGGCUCCGGUGCUGGAAGAGAUCAUCCAUGAAAUAGUGGAGCAGAGUCAGUAAGCCGAAAGAAAACGAGGCCAAGGAGGAAGAGGAGGAACGAUGUGUAAAUUCUUCAGAAAAGCACUGAAUGCUCAAACGUUCUGUUAUGUUUAAAUGAAUCAGACAAAUAAAGGGAAGUGAUUGUAUCAUG
This is a messenger RNA of Fundulus heteroclitus (mummichog), 1099 nucleotides long. It is a transcript of the gene mlnl, whose product is annotated as motilin-like. The coding region runs from base 643 to 969 and encodes 108 amino acids. The record is from RefSeq and is a predicted model, not a curated record. The transcript has 6 exons. NCBI's taxonomy places the organism in Eukaryota, Metazoa, Chordata, Actinopteri, Cyprinodontiformes, Fundulidae.